ACUCGAUUACGGUCGAGGCCACGUUUCUCCAUUGUGGGAGGCUUGCAGACAACCAUGUUGAAGGGUCAGAAGUCCGAGAGUGUAUACCAAAAGCCUAGCCGUACUGUCAAGGUUUUAACCAUUGUACUCCUUUGCUUGCUUGUCGGUACCUUUAUCCGCUUACGUGAGCGCAUCCUCUAUCCCUACAUCCCAGCUGAUGUGCCACAGGACGAGCUUGACCGCAUGAACUACGUCACCUACAAGCGCCCGUUUACAAAGGAGGAGAUCCUCACAGCUGCACGUGCGAGCUCCUUGGAGUAUGUCGCAGACUCCCAAGGCAUUGCUGUUGUUAUGCUCAACUGGAAGCGACUGGACAACCUCAAGCUGAUCAUGCAGGAGCUGCAUGCCGACGGAAUCUACAGCGAGUUUGUGGUGUGGAACAACAACCCGGAUACUGUGCUCAACGAGGAGCUCAUCUUUGGUGAGCGGAUCCCGGAGCGGGUUGUUGUGGUCAACUCGGUGGACAACCUCAAGGACUUUGGCAAGUACCUCGGCUGCCAGCGGGCAGUGGCGGAGAUCUGCUACAUGCAGGACGACGACUGGGACUCGUCGGGCUACCGGGAGAGCCUUCUGCACUCGUUCCUCGCCCGGCCCGGUACCGAGCACGGUGUGACCAACAAGCACACCUCGAUCCAGAACUGGGCAUGGACGUGCUACAACGCCGCUGCCAGGAUCCACGCUGGAUUCAUGUGGGGUGGGUGUGGCUCGGUCUUCUCGCGCGACGCUGCUGUCCGGCACAUCGGCCUCAUCCACUCGCUGCUCCCGGUCGAGUUCAAGUACAUCUCGGACUUUUUCUUCCCCAUUUGGCACAACGAGCCGCCCGUCGUCUACACCGUCGACAUCAAGCAGGGCGAGCUCGACACCAACGACGCCAUUUCGGAAGAGACCGGCUUUGGCAAGUUUAUGCACGAGGCCGGUGUCCUCGCCAUGGACCGGCUCUGGACGGCCGACGAGAGCAUCUUCCGCAACCGCAAGCGCCAGCUCCGCCACAUCACCCACGCCAUCCGCGCCGACGACGGCGGCCUCUUCCUCACCAACACGGGCGUCCAGCGUGACUUUGAGCGUGUUUCGUGCACCCUCGAGGACGACCCCGCCCGGUUCACCUUUGAUCGCACCCUCUGCCGCACUUCUAACCGCCUCUGUGGCAUCCAUCACCAAUACCUCAACCACAUGCCGCCUUUUGCCAUCGACGACGACCCGAACACCUGCUACGAGGGUGCCGUCCUCCCGGGCCGCCCGGCCUUCUUUGGCUACGACCUCCUCACCCCGCACACCGACGUCAUCAUUUCGGCAAAGAUGGGCGGCUACGGCUACGGUGCCGUCCACGCCCUCUCCCCCAUCGGCAAUGCACUCAACGUCUCCAUCUCGCUCGACGCACAGGUCUGGCACUCGCUGGUAACCCCGGCACUCCGCGUGAGGGAGACCUCCGACGGCCUGCUCACCUUUACGCUCGACUCCAGUGCCAUGGCUGGUGAGACCCAGGCCUUCCGCGCCUUUAUCGUCACCCUCCCGCCCGCCGAAGACAUGUACAUGCUGCAGGUCUGCCACCUGAACGUCGUCGGCAACAAGGUCCGGUCAUGAUCCACACCUUGUUGUCACGCGUCUGUCGCUCCCCUGUGGGCAUGUUGUCGCUGUAAUGGCAAUGCCCGUGGCUUGGAGUACUCGCACCCAGCUCGGCCCUGGCCAGGUCCGUCUCGUCACACACGCUCUUUCUCCUCUGGCUCUCCCCUUUCGAGGAGAUCCUCAUCAGUACCGCUCACCCCUUGAAUGUAUUCAUCUCCAUC
Messenger RNA from Thecamonas trahens ATCC 50062, 1823 nucleotides. RefSeq lists its product as uncharacterized. NCBI's taxonomy places the organism in Eukaryota, Apusomonadida, Apusomonadidae. The transcript is spliced from 2 exons. The coding region runs from base 55 to 1620 and encodes 521 amino acids. The record is from RefSeq and is a predicted model, not a curated record.